Molecule: messenger RNA, 1203 nt
Organism: Protomyces lactucae-debilis
Lineage: Eukaryota; Fungi; Ascomycota; Taphrinomycetes; Taphrinales; Protomycetaceae
Product: NUDIX hydrolase domain-like protein
Exons: 2
Coding region: 70-1131 (353 amino acids)
Molecular function (GO): coenzyme A diphosphatase activity
Source: RefSeq, a predicted model, not a curated record
CCAUACCACUCCUGUCGUUACCUGUGCUCCUACAAUCUAGGCUGAUCUCUAUAGCUUCAUCGUUAAUAGAUGUCCGAGGUGAACAGUGGCUUGUUUGACGCCCUCAAACUGCUCAAGGGUCGUCGUGAACGCCUGCUUGCUUCACCUGACUACUGCAAGAAGCGUGCAAGUGUAGCCAUCGUCAUUGGCUGGAAGCUACGUGGCUCCUCUAGUAUCAAUCACAAAGUUGAGCCUGUAUCUAGCCUCGAUGAGCUAGCUCGCCAAGAUUGGCUUGCUGAGGCUGAGCCGCAUAUGCUAUUCAUUAAACGUGCUAGUCGUUCCGGUGAUCGCUGGACUGCUCACGUUGCCUUGCCUGGCGGUAAACGCGAGGCCGAUGAGACUGACGAGGCAGCUGCCCGUCGAGAGACGUUGGAAGAGGUCGGAUUAGACCUCACAAAUGACAAUGCGUUACAUAUUGGCUCGCUUGAUCAACGCGAAGUCAAAACAAGCUUCAAUACACACAUGCUGAUGACUUUGUGUUCCUAUGUCUAUGUAUUGAAGCAGCCGGGUUUGCCUGUGCCUGUUAUUCAGCCGACCGAGGUUGCCUCUGCUCACUGGGUAUCCCUGGACAAUUUGCAAUCACUCGCCUCGAGGACGGUUGAGUACGUUGAUGUCAGUACCCGCUUGGCGCGUCAAGGCGGCUGGCUCGCAGAGAAACUGGCCACUCCCAUGUUUGGUCGCAUGCGUUUCGCCGCCAUCAAGCUUGACCCGACCAAAUCUGUUCCCGAGGGUUCAGCCAAUGGCAUCAACUUGCUCUGUUGGGGACUGACACUCUCUGUGCUCACUGACUUUCUCGACCUCAUCCCUCCCCAUACAAGCAUCGCAACAUGGCAAUUUCCAACCUUUGGCGCCUGGGACUUGCGCGUUGUAUUGUACCUCAUGACACGUCGUGCACGUCAGGCCGCGAGGCAGAUCAAGCGUGCCACAUUAACGCAUGAUGCAGAUAUGGACUGGGUGGGCGUGGCUAUCCGAGAGUACUAUUCUGCCGUGCGUCCAGCAAUCGUCGUUACCCUGGGUUUGCGGGUCGGUGUGCUAGGUUCUCUUAUUUAUGCUUGGCGAAAAGGUUUCUUUUCCAGGAGAAUAGCUGCAUGAGUUUAUCUGAUCCCGAACGCUUCAGUCAUUGCCUUGCUUGUGUAUGGCAGGGGUUCUUCAUCAAAAGCAUCG